This is a messenger RNA of Lotus japonicus, 2036 nucleotides long. RefSeq lists its product as uncharacterized. The record is from RefSeq and is a predicted model, not a curated record. The coding region runs from base 617 to 1330 and encodes 237 amino acids. The transcript is spliced from 2 exons. NCBI's taxonomy places the organism in Eukaryota, Viridiplantae, Streptophyta, Magnoliopsida, Fabales, Fabaceae.
UUUAGUGACUCAUGGUACAACAAAUUGUUCACCACUCAAAUUACAAAAGCAUUAUUACACUAAUUCUUUUUCCUCUCUUUCCCCCUUUUUUUCUCACCACCGUUGUCUUUGGUAGGUCGCACUACCGUCAUGAGCCAUUACGAAGGUGAAGACUCACCAAUGAAGUUGCAAAUGACAAAUAUUGGUAUCAUUAGUAGUCUAGCACCUUCUCUUAGAUGACCCCCUCCUAGGCUCCUUCUACACCUUCUUUGGUAUCUUCUCCCCCCCCCCCAUCUCCCGAUUUGAAAUAGGGAUGACAAAGUGAGCCUACACGGCGAAUUAGAAUAGCAAAAAAGUGGGUUGAGUUGAGCUGACUCACUUUUUGGUGUUUGAAUUGAAAGUCUUAUCCAAACUAUAUUAUGCUAGUCUUUUCAGCAUGUCAUUGGUGCACAGUUUGAAAGUGUUUUUUCUCUUGUCCUAGUAUCAUUUAUUAAAAAAAAAACCAAACCUUAUAUUUUUUAGGCAGGUCAAAUUUAUUUAUGCAAAAUUGAACUAGACCAUCUUAUUUCAAGGUCAUAAACUCAAGGGAAUCUAAUGAAAAAACAGAAGUCAUACUUUGGGCCAUACGAAGGUGAAGAUGAACAACAAAAUGCGACCACAGUCAUCGUAUUCCAGUUUCUUCUCCUCACUGAAACAGGUUGAAAAGAGGUUAAAGUUAGAUAGCACACAACCGCCACAAUCUGAACCGCCAGAAGAAUGCAACUUCACACCAAAAGGUUCUUUGACUUUGAAUUCACCCAUGUUCCUGCACUUGGACCAAACCAGUUGCUCCCACACUCGUCCCACCCAAGAAGAUAGCUCUGAACCUCCUCAUGCAUUCCUCUCUGUUUCCCAAGAAUUCCCACCAACCCAUCACAACCAUCCUCAAACUAGUCCUUCUGAUCACCUCAGGAUUGAAGAUGAUGAUGGUGAUGAUGAUGUUGAUGUUGAUGAUAUUGAACAGUUAAUGAAGCUCUUGGGCCUGUCAGAGGAACAAAAGUGUGGUUUGGAGGAUGUUGGUGAUGAAGAGGAUGAUGGUGGUGGUAAUUCUUGUCAUUGUGAAGGUGGGUUUUAUUCAAAGAUUGUUGGUGUGGAAGGGCCAAAGUGUAGGAAGGAGGUGUUGAGGUUAGAUGGGUGGAUCAAGCAUUUCCUGAAUGGUGAUGGGGUGGAGAAGCUAGAGCCUUUCAGAUUGGCACACAUGCUUUUAGGGAAAGCUGCUUUCAUUUCUGAGGGUGCUGAUGGUGGUUUUGAAGGCUUGGAGUUUCCUUCAACCAUUCAAGAAUAUCUUCAUACUGAUCCUCCUAGUAAUUGAGGCAACCUUGCUGUUUCUUUUCUCAGUUGUUGUUACCCUUUGCUGUUUUGCUUCAUGAUAUUCUUCUCUCUGACUGUUAUUUGUGAAUGCAAUCAGUUUGUUGAAAUUGGAUCGCUUAGUCUUCCUACAUUGUCCAUUUUUAUGUGAAUAGAUUCAAAGUAAAGAAAUCUGAAAUCUGGAACUGAAACUGUAAUUGUUCAUCUUAGAAGGAUAAAGAAACUUCAGGCCAUAACUCCGAUCCGUUGCCAGCUAUCUUUUGAACUUUUUUACUUGGUUCCUCGGAGUUUUGGGGAUGAAGAAAGUUUUAAAAUGUUACUAUGUUACUAUUUUGUACAUCCUAGUUUUUCAACAAUGGAGAUUUGAAUUAUAUUGUUCAUACUAUGAACAUAGCAGAAACUUCAGAGAAUUUAUGACCUCUAAUAGAAAACUUGGACCUUUUUGCAUGUUCCUUGGAAUGCUGGGCAGUUAAACUUGAAAGUGACCUGUUAUUUCUCAUUCCACAUUAUCUUCUCAUUCUCCAACCAUAUAAGAGAGAAAAUUUGAUUGUAUACUGAAAAUGUGAAAAGGGCAUGGGAUAGAUCCUGGGUAGUUAAGAUCAUAGGAUAAGUAAAGAGAUUAAAUGCUUACAUUAGGUUGAGGGGACUUGCUUCAGUGGAUAGUGUGAUUUUCAGUUCAUAGUUUUGCUAAUUUGCCUAUUUUCUUUUCA